Bradysia coprophila is the source of this 1250-nucleotide messenger RNA. RefSeq lists its product as uncharacterized. Lineage: Eukaryota; Metazoa; Arthropoda; Insecta; Diptera; Sciaridae. The record is from RefSeq and is a predicted model, not a curated record.
AGCUGAUGUAUUUGGAACGAUCAGUAUGGGACGAACCGUACGGGACAGUCGAUUGCGUAGCAGCAUUUUAUAGGAGCGAUCGGGCGAUUUCAUUUGCCAAGUGAGAGUGCCAGCACUAAGGAUUGCUUCCAAAUCCAAUUUGAUCCGGAUUCAAUAAAGGUAUGUGCGUACUGCACAGAAACUCCAUGAAUUUGCUGUAGAACUGUCGGGUGAAUUUACAAUUCCCUUAAAAUCCGGCUCUGUUUUCAAUCAUUAGGCAAUUCAAGGCUGUCAAAAAUAUUUGAGUUUCUGGCACACUUUUAGCUACACUAAAGCUUUGCUAAAAAAAAUCAUUUUCUAGGUCCAACGAAAAAAAAAAACUCAAAAUGUCUAUCGACAUGUCCGACAUACAGCCCAUCAACAUGAUCGAACCGGAUUUCAUUACCCUAACCGAUUAUGAACGAAAUUUCGAUCCAAUUUAUUGGCGCAAAACAUACCGUCAAAUUUGGAUGGGAACUGUUUACCUCUCCGUUGUCUAUCUAAUAGGAGCAUUUGGUGGAGCAUAUCUAAUGCGAAACAGAAAACCCUAUAAACUUAACGGUUUGCUGGCUGUGUGGAACAUAUUGUUGAGCAUAAUGUCAAUAUGGGCAUUUUGUCGUACAAUACCCGAGUUUACCAAUCAUCUGACAGGCGAGAAUGGACUGUACCAUACCGUUUGCGAGUGGACACAUCAUAAUGGGGCCAGUGCCCUCUGGGGGUUCGUGAUAAUGGUAUCGAAAGUUUUCGAAUUCGGAGACACGGCCUUUAUCGUGCUACGUAAACAGGAGCUGAAGUUCAUUCAUUAUUACCAUCAUGUGGUUACAGCUAUAAGCUGGGCGUACAUGUACCCAUUUUAUGAACCCGUACAGAUGUGGUUUGUUGUCAUGAAUGCAUUCGUUCAUAGUUUAAUGUAUCCCUACUAUGCGCUUAGGGCAAUGAAAAUCAGCAUGCCCAAGGUGGUCGCAAUGGGUAUCACAACUGUGCAGAUUUUACAAAUGUUUGCCGGCGUGUUCGUCAAUGUGUAUUCAAUUUGGAUAAUGUAUAUUGUUGGAAGUCCGGCCGAUUGUCCCGACAGAGUCGAAAGGGGUGUGCUGAUAUGCUCCGUAAUUUAUUUCGUUUUUUCAAUUUUGUUCUUCCAUUUCUUCAUUACCAAUUACAUUACUGGCACGGCAAGAGUGAAGUCGAAGAAGGUCUGAUGUGUGUGAUUGAAAUUAAAAAUUUAGUUGAACGAA